AUGUACUUCAGGCCCGAUGCCGAUGCGGUGUAUGCCGCAGUUCAUGAGAUCGACCUUACGAACGUGGGGUCUUUUAUUGCACGUUACCCCAAGCCGGAUGAUGUGGUUCCAGUUACGGAAGAAGAGGGAAUGGAGCUUGAUGAAUGUUUUAUCGGGGCCUGCACUACCACCGAGGAAGAUCUGAUCCUCGGUGCUCUAGUCAUGGAACAAGCAAUGAAAAGAGGAUUAAAGCCUACCGCAAAGGGGAAGAGGAAGGUCGUCCCCGGUUCAAUACCGAUACUGUAUCGCUUAAGUGAACUGGGGUUAUACGAUAUAUACGCAGACGCAGGAUUUGAGAUCGGGAUCCCUGGGUGUAGUUAUUGUGUGGGAAUGUCAGCCGAUCAGGCCGCCCCAGGAGAGGUCUGGAUUUCCUCUCAGAAUCGAAAUUUCGAAAAUCGGAUGGGCAAAGGUUCGAUUGGUCAUCUCGCCUCUGCAGCCACUGUCGCAGCAUCAUCAUUCAAAAUGAAGCUAGUCGAUCCUGGUGAUCUGCUUGCUGCGAUUGAUUCGAGCGGACGGGGCCAGUUCAGAACAGCAAGUAUACACUUGGAUGCAACUAACUCAAAGAGUGACCUGACAUAUGUUGAGCCAUGUGAUUGUGGUGAUUAUUCUAUUGCCGUGACCGAAACGUAG
Molecule: messenger RNA, 669 nt
Organism: Penicillium samsonianum
Lineage: Eukaryota; Fungi; Ascomycota; Eurotiomycetes; Eurotiales; Aspergillaceae
Exons: 2
Coding region: 1-669 (222 amino acids)
Source: RefSeq, a predicted model, not a curated record